UUUCAUACAUUAUUUCCUUUUUCUAGUUUUGAGACGUUGUCUUGCCGAAUCGGACACCAGCACUACCGUUAUUGAGCGAAAGACAGAAAUAACGUUCAGCCAACAAUUGACCAGUCCCUUGCUUUGCGUCUCUGACACCCUGCGAUCAUGCGUUCACAUCCACACUGCUUCUCUGAUGUAGCAAUUGUCAAAGUAUUUGUGCUGUGUCACGGUAAACACUGCAAGUUGUGAUAUGAUUAGAAAGAUGUAAGCUUAAUGUACUUCUGCUCUGUAAGGUGUUUGGACCAUAAGAGUUAUGCUGAAAUGAGCGUUGUUUUAUAGCACGAUUUUAGAAAGAGAACUCCUGAUCAUGUAAGGAAUAUCGAUCUGAUUAAUUGCGAUCACACACGAUUGAUCCACAGAUCCUCUGCAUAUCUGUGGCGAUAACCUUUUCAGAAUCGUUACUGCAUGGACGCGUAAUCUGCUAGCUGCUUCAAAUUUGGCUAUAUUUCAACGCGAUUGUCCAGCAUGAGUUUCUCUAGUAACGAACUGAAUUACAUCGUCUGGCGGUAUUUAACGGAGUCAGGGUUUGAGCACUCCGCGUAUGUAUUUUCCAUGGAAUCUAACCUCUUGGAUAGUGACAUUGACUGCACUGAAGUAGCCUCGGGCGCACUGGUCAUGAUGGUGCAGCGAGGGCUGUUUUACGCGGAAGCGGAAUUUCGUGCUAUGGCCAACCCUGACCAUGCUCUUCUGCUUGAGGAGAAGACGGAUACCCUCGGGCUCAUCGAAGCCGUCAUGACUGAGCCCCCUCUCAACAAGUUUCGUAUCGUGCAGCCGCCUUCGGCGAAUGAUAAUAAUACCAGCUCUGGUAUGGCUUCUCCCUCCAGAAAUAACGGUACAACGUUAGGCGUUCAUGGAAAGAAACAACAAGCGGCACAGCAAGCAUCCAGCUUGACUGACGUGACGACGCCGCGCAGUACAACGAGUGACUCUAAUGGAGUACGUCACACAGAUGCUCUAGAGUUCCCCGAGGAUAAAGUGCGAUUCCUAAAAUGUCAUAGUAGUGAAGUCUUCAUUUGUGCGUGGAACCCGGUAGAAGAUUUGAUGGCAUCAGGGUCUGGUGACUCAACCGCUAGGAUCUGGAACUUGGCUGGCUCGGAAAAUCCUGCAACACCGUCGCGAGAGUUCGAAGCACGCACUAAAGUUCUCAAGCACUGCACUUCUGGAGAAUCCGAGAAAGCUACGCAGCCAUCAAAUAAAGAUGUCACUAGCCUAGAUUGGGAUGCUGCUGGUGAUCUUCUGGCAACAGGCUGUUAUGAUGGAUUCGCUCGCAUCUGGACCGCUGAAGGGAGGCUUCGCUGCACCUUAGGUGCUCACAAAGGUCCCAUUUUUGCCUUGAAAUGGAACGCCAAAGGGGAUUAUAUACUGUCGGCGGGUGUGGAUAAAUCUACCAUCGUCUGGGAUGCAGUGAAAGGUCAGCAAGUUCAGCAGUUUCACUUCCACACAGCCUCUGCUCUUGAUGUGGACUGGAUAACAAAUGAUACAUUUGCAUCUUGCUCGACUGAUAAAUCGAUCCAUGUCAGCCGACUUGGAUGCGAUAAGCCAAUACGCACUUACCUUGGACACCGUAAUGAAGUCAACGCGAUUAAAUAUGAUCAGCAUUCUAACAGACUAGCUUCAUGUUCUGAUGACAUGACUCUGAAGAUCUGGUCCCUCCAGGAAGAUCAGCCAGUGUACGACUGGAAAGCUCAUGAAAAAGAGAUUUAUACUAUAAGAUGGAGUCCGCUUGGACACAUGCUUGCCAGUGCGUCGUUUGAUCAUACUGUUCGUCUUUGGGACGUUCGUCGUGGGGAACUUGUUCGUACGCUGUCACGCCAUAAUGAUCCUGUGUACUCCGUUUCAUUCUCACCGGAUGGGCGUUAUGUAGCCUCCGGUUGCUUUGACCGAUCUGUAUUCAUCUGGGAUAUCCAGACUGGUAAAUUACUACAAAGUUAUGUUGGGGAGAAACGAAAAGGAGGCAUUUUUGAAGUGAGCUGGAAUUCUCGAGGAGAAAAGGUAGCGGCAAGCGCCAGCGAUGGGACGGUCAUUUUGCUGGACGUGCGUCAUAUCAAGAAUCGGCUUGCCUAGCCUCGGUCUGCACCAUGCUUACUUAGCUUCUGUAUCAUCGAGUAGUCACUGUCCCAGUUGCGACGUUAGGUUACGAAGUACAUUCUCAGUGCAUGUGCAGGACUUUGCUGUGAAUUUUUGAUAUUGUGUAUUGUCGUCAUACAUUCUUGGAAUUUUGUUUGAUCUUUUGUUUUAUGUUUCAGAAUAUAUAUAUAUAUGUUCGAGCAUAGGCGUUAUGCUAUUACCUGACCUAGCGUCAGAGAUUCAUCCGGGUUGUUAUGUAUAAUCAUAUUCCAGUUUUUUAGUUAGGUUACUUAUCCUUACGUGUUCUUCGUAUGUUCACAUUUUCGCAUAUGUUGAUGCUUGAUUUUAUCCUUUUUCAAGUGAGUCCGAGCUAUCAAGAUGAGCCGUGUUUGCGGUCAACGGUUUGUAUCAUGUUGUCCCCGACCCUUCCAGCAUUUUCCUGUAAAAUCGUUUGCUGUUUGUGAAAGUCUUUUUCAGUUAUUAUUGAACUCUUUCUUGUGUCUCAUUUUUAUCGCAUGUAAAUGGUAUUUAUAUGUUGAUGAUUUAAAAGGAUUUUGCACUUUGUUGAUGCUCGGUGCAUCCUCCUUAUAAUCCUGAGUUUGUGUCACAUUUGUUGCUGUUAUCAUAAUGAACUUCAGUUCAAAAAAUCAUGAGCACAGCCAGCUGCAUAUGUUGAGUUCAGGCUCAAAAAUUCCAACACAAAUCCAACAACUCUGUCUCGCUACUCCAGUAGUUUUUUUUACCAAGACUGAGCUUCAUGAUACAUCAUUAAAAGCUGAG
Molecule: messenger RNA, 2889 nt
Organism: Cylicocyclus nassatus
Lineage: Eukaryota; Metazoa; Nematoda; Chromadorea; Rhabditida; Strongylidae
Source: the annotation of a GenBank genome assembly